Onychostruthus taczanowskii (white-rumped snowfinch) is the source of this 837-nucleotide messenger RNA. It is a transcript of the gene ACP5, whose product is annotated as acid phosphatase 5, tartrate resistant. The coding region runs from base 1 to 753 and encodes 250 amino acids. The record is from RefSeq and is a predicted model, not a curated record. Gene Ontology annotation, biological process: bone resorption. The transcript is spliced from 3 exons. NCBI's taxonomy places the organism in Eukaryota, Metazoa, Chordata, Aves, Passeriformes, Passeridae. Gene Ontology annotation, molecular function: ferrous iron binding; ferric iron binding; acid phosphatase activity.
AUGGUGUCCCCAUUGUCCCCCUGGUGUCCCCCCUGUCCCCAGGACACCUUCGAGCGCGUGUUCGUGUCCCCGGCGCUCCGCGAUGUCCCCUGGUUCGUCAUGGCCGGGAACCACGACCACGCCGGGAACGUCACCGGGCAGCUGCGCUACAGCCGCCACUCGCCGCGCUGGCGCUUCCCCCACCCGUACUACAGCCUGCGGCUGCACCUGCCGGGCUCCAACGCCUCGGCGCGGCUGCUGGUGCUGGACUCGGUGCUGCUCUGCGGCCACGGCGACGAUUUCGGCGCGGGCCCCGCGGGGCCCCGGGACGCGGCGGCGGCGGCGGCGCAGCUGGGCUGGCUGCGGGCGCAGCUGGAGGCGGCGGCCGGGGACAGCUUCGUGCUGGUGGCCGGGCACUACCCGCUCUGGUCCGUGGCCAAGCACGGCCCCACCGGCUGCCUGCUGCGCCUGCUGCGGCCGCUGCUGCGGCGGCACCGCGUCAGCGCCUACCUGAGCGGGCACGACCACAACCUGCAGUACCUGGAGGAGGGGGGGGUGGGCUACGUCCUGAGCGGCGCCGGGAACUUCAUGGAGGACUCGCGGCCGCACGAGGGCUCGGUGCCCCCCGGGGCGCUGCGCUUCUUCUUCGGGAGCCCCGCCAGCCCCGGCGGCUUCGCCCACGUGCGCCUGGAGCCCCGCGCCGCCACCGUCACCUUCCUGGAGGCCACCGGGCGCGUCCUGCACCGCGUGACGCUGCCACCGCGCCAGCUCUGAGGGCACCGGGACACGGGACAGGGAUGGGGGGACGGGGACCCCUUCCCUGGGGGCAGCAGGACACGGGGACAGGGGACAGCAGGA